This is a messenger RNA of Struthio camelus australis, 3510 nucleotides long. The record is from RefSeq and is a predicted model, not a curated record. Lineage: Eukaryota; Metazoa; Chordata; Aves; Struthioniformes; Struthionidae.
UGAACCAGCCCCCCUCUGCAGCGCUGCUCUAAAAUAAAAAUAUCUCCUGCCUGCUCCGCUCCACUCCCUGCUAAACUUACUCCAGGGGCAAGGUGGGGCACCUGAAGCCAGAAAGAGAAGCCGAGCCGCCCCCCAGACGGCCACCGGACAGACAGACGGAUGCAUUAGGGAGGGGAGCUGCCACCCCACCACCCUUCCUGGCUUUUUUCCCCCCUUUUCCUCCCUCUUGACACCCCAUUUAGCAGUGCCAGCCGCUGGAUCCUGAGAGGGUCGCCCGGCUCCGGGGGGCUGCUGCGCUCGGCCGCUCGCUGCUCAAGGUCAACGUUUGCUUCCCCCCAGGCUGCCGGGGCGGUGAUCUGCAGCGAUGGGGGUUAAAGCAAAGCUCCCCAGCUACGAGCUGGGGUUUUAUGCUCUCACCUUGACGUGCGCUGUGGUGUACAGCGGGAGCGGGAUCUUUGAAGCCUCAAGAGACAGCAUGAACAGAAAGACCUUCCGCGAUGGCAUAAAACCAGGCUGGCAUUACUUCGGUAGGAAGAUGGACGUAGCUGAUUUCGAGUGGGUGAUGUGGUUCACCUCGUUCAGGAACUUCAUCAUCUUUGCCCUUUCGGGGCACGUCCUGUUCGCCAAGAUCUGCUCCAUGAUCAUGCCACAGCACCGGGCCGUGGUGUACAUGCUGUACGGGCUCCUGGCUGUGCUGGGCAGCAUGGGGCUCGUCUACCUCAUGAUCAUCCUCUCCCACUGCAUCAUCCUCUACUCCGUCUCGCUGGUGAAGCAGAAAUGGCUCUGCCAUGUGGCCGGGCUCUGCUGCCUCGCGUCCUUCAAGGUGGAGCCCUUCAGCUCUUGGCAGAGUGGGUUUGUAACAGGAGCUUUUGAUCUUCAAGAUGUCCUCUUCUAUGGGGGAAGUGGCUUCACCAUCAUGCGCUGCAUCAGCUUCGCACUCGAGAGCUGCGAGAGAAAGGAGGGCAUCUACUCCAUCUUCGACCUCCUCAAAUACAACUUCUACCUUCCCUUCUUUUUCUUCGGGCCCAUCAUGACAUUUGACCAGUUCUAUGCUCAGGUGAGCACCCAAGAGCUGAGGCGCAAAGAUGAUGAGAUGAGGAAGAUCCGGGUCCAGGCCCUCCUCCACGUGGGGGUCAUCGUCGCUGUGGACAUAUUCUUCCACUUCUUCUACAUCCUGACCCUCCCUUCCGACCUGAAGUUUGUGAACCGCCUCUCGGACUGGUCCUUAGCUGGCCUGGCCUACUCCAAUUUGGUGUAUGACUGGGUGAAAGCUGCUGUCAUGUUUGGAGUCAUCAACACCAUCGCCCGAUUGGACCACCUGGACCCACCACAGCCCCCAAAAUGCAUCACCAUGCUCUAUGUCUUUGCAGAAACGCACUUUGACAGAGGUAUUAAUGACUGGCUAUGCAAGUAUGUGUAUGAUCACAUCGGGGAGAACCAUGAUAACGUUGUGAAGGAGCUCAUGGCCACUAUCUCCACCUUUGCCAUCACCACCCUGUGGCUGGGGCCCUGUGAGAUUGUUUACGUCUGGUCCAUCUUCAACUGCUUUGGCCUCAACUUUGAGCUAUGGGUGCAGAAGUUCUUCCAGCGGGAACCCUUUGCCAAAAUGGAGGCCAAAAUGUCAGAGGCCAUGUCUCGGCGGAUUAGGGCAGUCUUUGGGGCAGCAAAUUUCUGGGCCAUCGUCCUCUACAACAUCCUGGCCCUCAACAGCCUGGAAUUCGCGCUGCUGGUCACCAAGAGACUCCUCCUGAUAGGUUUCCCUGUCAGCACCUUGUCCAUCUGGUUCAUCACGUACUGUGGAGUGCAGCUGAUCAAAGAGCGUGAGCGUGUCCUGGCCAUCGAGGAGGAGAAGCAUGACAAAGCAAAGAAAGAGUAAAGAAAAACAUCGGUGGGCCUACCCCAAAACCUCAGCUCCCCUCCAACCACCUUUGUCAGGCCAGUCACUGACGGGCUCUCCAAGCACUCCUGGCAGUCAAACUACUGUAGCUCACCCACAUGUAAGGCACCUGGAAGGUGCACUUUCUUGCUGCAGUAAUGAUUUUCUAUAAGACAUCUGGGGGUGUUAUGCAGGCUAUCCAUGGGUGGCAGACUGCUGAGGUAGGCUCCCGAUCCAUUUCUUUAAGGCCAAAAAGAGCCAUCCUCAUCAUUUAUCUGACCCUCUGACAUAUUAUAGGCCUAGAGAUUUCACUCCUUGGUUUCCAUAACAUCUGGUCCACUAGAGCAUUUGGCUCUCUCACAAGACUAUGUCUCCCAGAGACUAUCCAAGUCCCACUCCUGAAGGUUUUAGGGUGUGCUAGGCAUGCAGCUAUGAGAAAGGGAUUGGCUAAUGCUGAGCCUGCUCUGAGCAGACCCUCUUCAGGUCAUUUCCAGCCCAAGCAUAACACAUUUCUUUCUACAAGAAAUAGUCAACAUCCACUGUCAAGUGUUCAACAUCUAUACUGUGUAGUAAGGACUGUAAAAUGGCUCAGCACGAUAUAUGCCUACCAUGCGGCUAAUAAAUAAAUAAAACAGUCUUUAUAGCAAAGGAAAAGAGGGCUAGGAAUUGCACACUGAAGAGUAAUUAUCUCCCCUCCACUGUCAGCCACGCAGAGUGAUGUCUGCUACGGUCUCAAACCCUCUGCAGAACUGGUCCCUUCAGUUCUACAUGUCUUGAAAAAAUGAUUUAAUGCCGUUCUCAUGCCUAAUUAAUGAAAGCGUGGGAGGCAUACCUGCUUCACAGCCAGAGAACGUCAGGUACCAGUCGCCUGUGGAAUGAGCACACUGAAGAAGCACAAUGCAAGACUCUCACAUUACGGCUCGAUCCCCAGGCCCUGACUCAGACCCAAAGGGCACUCCACCGAGGGAUGUGAGACUGAUGUGGCCACCGCUACCGUCUUGCUGUGAUUUAUGCCCUGGAAUUCAAACCCAAUCUCAUCCCUGUUUUCUCUGUGCCAUGGAAGAAGAUUUAAGCUUGAAUUCCUACCCGUUGCUGAGAAACAGAGGACUUUUUAACCAGCCCUUGCUAUCUCCAGCCAUCCAGCCCUUUGCUCAGCUGAUUUUGGUGAACGCAGCAUAAGCCCGUAACUGCACGUCUGAAAGAGCACAUACACACAUUCAACCAAAGGAGAAAGACCCUGAGUGAAAGACAAUGAUUUGGAGCUCGGUAGGAGAGGGAAAUUGUUUGCUAGCAUACUUUGAGAAGUAGACUUUGGGACACUGUAUAUGGAGUGCAUUAAAUGUACCCGUUUGAGACACAGUGUCUCAUGGGAAAGAUAAGUGAAAUAUCCCUGGGUUUCUUGUAACUUUGGAGUAACAUAAGCAGCCUCGUGUCUGAAUCAUGUCAAUGCUUGGUGAGGGCAGGAUCUGGACCACUUUGCAACCUGGAUGGGGACGCUUGGUGUUGGUGUGUUCUAGUUUCCCUGUGGAUAAAACAGGAAUUGUUCUUAGCCAGCUUUCAGCUAUGCCAAAGUGCUUUAUGAAGUCCCUUAUAUAUGUCAUUUAUUUAUGUAGUAAAUAAAUGUUGGACACCUA